Molecule: messenger RNA, 1194 nt
Organism: Phragmites australis (common reed)
Lineage: Eukaryota; Viridiplantae; Streptophyta; Magnoliopsida; Poales; Poaceae
Product: ubiquitin-like-conjugating enzyme ATG10
Exons: 7
Coding region: 289-996 (235 amino acids)
Biological process (GO): protein modification by small protein conjugation; macroautophagy; protein lipidation
Cellular component (GO): intracellular anatomical structure
Molecular function (GO): Atg12 transferase activity
Source: RefSeq, a predicted model, not a curated record
ACAAAAGGCCCACAACUCAGCAGUCACGUUAUCUUCGUUCCUUUUCUCUCUACUCCGAACACAGAACCAUGCCGCCCCAGUAAAUCCACCGCCCGUGGAGCCAGCCUGAUCUCGUCGCCGGACAUCGAAAAUGGAGCCCCUAUCCUACCACGAUGCCAUACACCCCGUUUCCCCCUUAGAUUAAGCUUACCUUGGUGGGGCUCCAGCCGGCGGCAGCGCGAGCAAGCGGCGGCGCAGGUGAGGAAGGGAAGAGACGAGGGUGUGCGGAGGCCUGCGGCUGUUGGGCGCAUGUGUGAUGUGUGCAGGUGGACGUAUCAGGGGAGGUCUGCUGUCUGCCCCUGCUCCGCGAUGGGAGUCUCCCCUGUUUGGGAUGGGACUCUGUCUCCGGACGGCUUCAAUGCCUCCGCGGCGGCGCUGAUUAAGAGGUGGAAGGAGAUUGAGGUUGACGAUUCUCUUCCUGACUGGACAUGGAAGCCCUGCUGCAAAUUGGGGGUGCCAUCUGAGGAAGAGGGGUAUCUGGCCCUGGAAGGAGUGUACCAUAGUUGUGAAGGGAGCCAGGAGCAGGUUGAGGAGAGCAACGACUUCGAUGGUGCAGACGUUGUUGCGGAUGAUACUUGGGUCCAGAGCUCUAGCGAUGCUGCACAUGUUUAUGAUUUCCAUGUUGUCUACAGCUACUCUUACAAGGUUCCAGUGCUAUACUUUCAGGCUCAUUUGGCUGGUGGGCAGCUGCUAACUCUAGAUGAGAUAAAACAAGACCUUCCUUCUAACUCAUUUAAAGUAUUAAGCGAUUCAAAGUGGACGUUUAUUACUCGAGAGGAGCAUCCCCACUUGAGCAGGCCAUGGUUCACCUUGCACCCCUGUGCAACCAGUGACUGGAUGAAGCUACUUCUUGAACAAACUAAAGAACAAUCGCUGCAAUAUUUACCAGCAUGGUUAUCCGUGGUUGGGCAGGCAGUAGGACUGAAAAUCCCUCCUGAGCUUCAUUGCAACUCAUAGGUUCACCCUUUUUCAUUUUCAGUAAAUAUGGUGAUUCAAAGGGAAAGUUCUCACCUCGUGUUUGGUGAUGCAUAGAUAUGAAUAUUUCUUGUGACACUCACCCUUUUGUAAUGUUGUGGUAAAUAUUCACUUCCAUGAACAUAUCCAGGUAUGAAGCUGAAAGCACAACAGGAACAUACUCGAAACAAAAUUUCUCUA